This is a messenger RNA of Schizophyllum commune H4-8, 808 nucleotides long. RefSeq lists its product as uncharacterized. NCBI's taxonomy places the organism in Eukaryota, Fungi, Basidiomycota, Agaricomycetes, Agaricales, Schizophyllaceae. The transcript has a single exon. The coding region runs from base 98 to 643 and encodes 181 amino acids. The record is from RefSeq and is a predicted model, not a curated record.
CCCACUGAGCUCACGGUUCACGUCCAUACUGUACUUCUAGUAAUCGUCAAAUAUACCUUCUUCCUCUCCGUCAAACAUCCUUCGCUAUGGCUUGACUAUGUCGGCUGUUCUUUUCACAACCUCCAGUAUCGUUGGCUUUGCUACGUGUCUGGACUCUGAACCGUACUGGGUCGUUGCAUGGCUAGGUCUAAUAAAAGUUCAUCUUAUCUCCGAGAGUCUGAGAGUAUUUCCAUGCUCCUAUGAUACUCUCUCAAUAGAUUUACUUGUACACAAGGAGAGCAAGUUCAACUGUCACGAACUUGUCACAGUCAUGCCGAGAUGCCGCACGCUGCCGAUCAUGCCGAGAGGCAAAGCGGCGUCAACAAUGCACACGAUCAAGGCCGUGUGUGCUCCCCGUCGCCCGCAUCCUCAAGAACACCCGCCCGCCGCCAAAGUGAGUGUCCUCGCCGUCUGGAAUGCUGUCGGAACGCCCUACGGUCCUUCUCUAUGUCGAAAUGCCCGACGAGAGUGCCCGCGAUGCGUCGGAUUGGCGUUUGCACGGUCGGAUACCGCAAAGAUUUCCGAUCGGGCGACUUCCCUCAAUCGUAUCCCGACUUUGCAGCCAUACCUACCCAGACCUUCCGACGAAGAGCACUCUUGCUAACGACCGCCUCGUAGAAUGUCUUUCGUGGAGUACCAGGUCGUGGGUCGCCACCUGCCCACCGAGCAGGACCCGAACCCCAAAAUCUACCGCAUGCGCAUCUUCGCGCCCAACGAGGUGGUCGCCAAGUCGCGGUUCUGGUACUUCCUUCGGUGCGUCCCCUUCCCA